Molecule: messenger RNA, 651 nt
Organism: Cladophialophora bantiana CBS 173.52
Lineage: Eukaryota; Fungi; Ascomycota; Eurotiomycetes; Chaetothyriales; Herpotrichiellaceae
Exons: 3
Coding region: 1-651 (216 amino acids)
Source: RefSeq, a predicted model, not a curated record
AUGGCAACCGAGACCCAAGCACAUGUGCCCAACACAAUUAGUGCUGGAGAAGACUUGCACAAAUUUGCACAUGUGAUUGCGGCGGCUUUCUCCAACGAUGCUCUCAACCGAUACCUGUUCUUGGGUCGAGAGUCACAGCCAGACCACCCCAAACUCGAGCAUUUCGACCACCGUGUUCAAUACUGGCUCACUCAUAUAAAAUCCCGGUUUGAGGGCGGGGGGAUACUGAUUCAAACCUAUGACUGGGCUGGAGUGGCGUUGUGGCUUCCUCCUGGGGUCGAGAAGCCCGUGAAUAGCGCCGGCCCCAUUUCUGAAGGGGCUGCUGAGUACAGACAGAAGUUCGACGCGCUCAAGAAGAAGUAUCUGGGUGAUCGGACUUACUGGUAUCUCAAUCUAAUUGCACGGGCUCCCACCAGGCUGGAAAAAGGCGCUAUUCGGAAUCUAGUGGAUCCUUUCCUCAAAAAGGCCCCAGAACAGGACAUCCCUGUCUGGCUAGAAGCGACUAAUCAGCAUGCAAGGGAAGUUUACAGCCAUUUGGGAUUUCGGACGGUCGAGGAAGUGAGAAUCGGCGAGGGAAUUGUCAAUGCCGAUGGAUGGGCACAGCCGAACGGCGAAGGUGUGCUAACGUACGGAAUGGUUGCGGGACUAUAA